AUGUCAUCAACGCCUCCAGAGAUACGACGCCCUGUCAAGAGAAGGAGAAGAGGCACAAAUGAUUCUUCAGAUGACGUGAUUGAAAUACAUUCGGAUAGUGAGCGACCCUCACGACCCUCACGACCCUCAAGAGCUUCAAGAGCUUCAAGAGCUUCUCGUGGUAAUUAUACAAGAGGAUUGGUAUCUAGACCUAGAGGAACACUAGGGAAUGGAGGCGACGUUUAUUCUGUUUCCUCCUCCGAUGAUGAUAAUGAUGAUGACGAUGUUCAGAUUAUAUCGGCUAACCAGUUUAACUCAACUGCAACCGGUGUACAAGGUACCUUUAAUGAGGGAGCACCUUCCCGGAGUACCGGAGAAACAGCAACACGAGGGAGCAGAGAAAGCAUUUCUAACAGAGACAGUGGAAAUAGUAGAAGCCAUAAUACUACGAACAACACACCUCAUAAUCAGUCAAAUGAUACAUCUACACCUCAUAAUCAGUCAAAUGAUGCAUCUACACCUCAUAAUGUUGACGACAACUCAUUUAGCAGCUUGGACGAUUCAGACGAAAUCCAAAUCAUGGAAGUACGGCGAUCUCAAUCUCCCUUCAUUCACACCCCAGCUGGCCCAUUUUCUUAUAUAACGAACGAAAAUGCCACACAUACUCCUUGGCGGCAGAGCGCAGCCCAAGAUCAAGAUCAAAACCAAAAUCAGAGUCAAGCAAGACCCAACAUAGAUACUGAUGACCGUCUCCUACAACAUAGAAGACGAAUACGGGCCUUAACCCGUAGACGAAUACGACAGUUACGAGGUGAUGAGGAGACUGGGGUACACUCUCCUUCUGGGCCCAGCGAAAGUACUAACCAAGAUACGAGGAACAAUCAUUCUACAAACCAGAAUUCAAGAAAUCAGAACUCUACAAACCAGAAUUCAAGAAAUCAGAACUCUACAAACCAGAACUCUACAAACCAGAAUUCUACAAACCAGACUUCAAGAAACUUACGUUCAAGACCGACGAGGAGACUAGUAAGAGGUACACCGCAGUUUGAGAAUGUAAUGCGGCGAGGUUACGGAGGAGGUUACUGGUUCUCUCGCCAAAAUAGGGAGACCAUAUUUGACCACAUUAGUCGUUACCAUUUCGGGUUGGGUCCCUUUGUUGGUGAUUCUGGGCUCGCCCAUAGACUUUUUAUGGGUCCUCCGGGAAAUUUCGAUGAAGAUGAGUUUGAACAAAAUGUAUUGCGAAGAAUAGAGGAAGACAACAAUAGGACGUUGGAUGCAAGACUACAAAGCGAGUCUGCGUUUAAUAAAAAAUCAAUGGCUGAGAAACAAAAAUUAGUUGAGGAAGAGAAACGAAAAGGAACGCACACAAACACAAUUAAACCUGAAGAUCAUUUGGUUUGUGAGCUAUGUAGUGUUGUAUUGGGGCAAGGAACUCCUGAAGAUUUCAAAGGUGAUGCAAAGUAUGACGCAAAUUUUGCCAAAUACGCUAAACAAUAUAAUACUCAAGCACCUUGGUUCUGCGUGAACCCGUUUACGCUAGCUGACCAUGAUUUGAGCAAACGCAUAUUUGUAGCAAAAUGUGGUCAUGCAUAUUGUGGAAGAUGUGUUAAAAAUAUUGGAGGAAGACCUUCAAGGCGACGGAAAGAGGAUCCUCUGGACUUUACUAUACGAAAUCCAGACAUUUUCUCACCUCGAAAAUGUCCAGCAAAAGAUUGUGCAAAAAGAUUUGUUGCCAAAGCAUUUACUGAAAUAUACUUUUAG
Lodderomyces oxycetoniae is the source of this 1740-nucleotide messenger RNA. It is a transcript of the gene HEX3, whose product is annotated as SUMO-targeted ubiquitin ligase complex subunit. Gene Ontology annotation, molecular function: ubiquitin-protein transferase activity. The coding region runs from base 1 to 1740 and encodes 579 amino acids. NCBI's taxonomy places the organism in Eukaryota, Fungi, Ascomycota, Pichiomycetes, Serinales, Debaryomycetaceae. Gene Ontology annotation, cellular component: SUMO-targeted ubiquitin ligase complex. The record is from RefSeq and is a predicted model, not a curated record. The transcript has a single exon.